This is a messenger RNA of Helianthus annuus (common sunflower), 1811 nucleotides long. RefSeq lists its product as uncharacterized. The coding region runs from base 75 to 1670 and encodes 531 amino acids. The transcript is spliced from 4 exons. NCBI's taxonomy places the organism in Eukaryota, Viridiplantae, Streptophyta, Magnoliopsida, Asterales, Asteraceae. The record is from RefSeq and is a predicted model, not a curated record.
GCUUAUCAGAUCAACAACACACAAGACAAACCACAAGCAAACCUUAUUCCUGUCAAAACAAAUUCAAAAACCCAAUGGCGGGUGCCGCCGCUGCGACCACCUCCUCCGCCUUCCCACUGCCACCUCCGGUCCCCGGAAACCCACGUGUCUCCGCCUCUUCUCUCCCCUCAUCAUUCCGACAACGAGAAAGAAGAACCAAUCACCUCCGUAAAAAGAUCCUCAAAACCCUAGAAAACAAACCUUAUCCUGACCCAUCAUCUCACCCCCAAUUCCCACACACAAUUCCCACUCAAGAAACACUGCAGCAACACUUUGCUGACUCAGAACACCUUUCCUCAUCCAAAGGCCCUACCUUUAUUGAUGGGAUUUUGGGUGAGUUUUCGAAUAAAUCCUUUGCUAAAAUCGGGUUGUAUUUGGUUGGGGCUUUUGUUUUUCAGACAAUUUGUGCUGUUUUGAUAUUUGGGUCAAAAGAUUUAGAUGAUAAAGAUGACACCUUGAACAUUGAUGAUGGUUAUAAUAGUGAAAAGAAAUCGAAAGCGAAAUCAAAAUCGAGUUUGUUGUCGAGUGGGAAUCGGGGUUAUGCGGAGACGGACGAGGGUGCGAUUGGGUCGGUUGGUGGGGUGGAAAUGGAUAACAGGAUUAUGGAAAUUCAAGAAAUGGCGAGGCGGGCCCGGGAGCAAGAAAAGAUGGAGGCGAAGAGGAGAGGAUCAGGUGAAGAAGAAAACGAUGAUGUUGAGGAUGAGUCGGUUGAUAGAAUGGUGAAGAAGAAGGAGAUAGAUGAUCGGUUGACGAAGUUGAGGAAAAGUUUAGAAGGGGAUUACCAGAAGCCGGUAACUAAGGUUUCAAGAAAAGAAGGUGAUGUUGAUAAUAGUAGUGAUAGUGAUUCGUUGAUGUUUAAAAAGAAGUACAAGUAUAAAAGUCCUUCGGUUGAUUCUGGGGAUAAACCGAAGGGGUUUGGUGGCAUGAAAGAUUUUCAUGUUGCUAAUGGGAGUGCGGUAACUGGUUUUAGUGUCGACGAUGGUACACUGCAAACCGAUGAGAAAAAUGGAGGGAGUUUAAGUAAGGAUGGAAAUAAAGAGCAAGAACCUAGAGCAAGUACGACCGAAUCGAUAGCUGGUACUUCAAAGGAGCCAAUAUAUGAUAAGCAAACAAGCAACCUGGAGACUAAGAAACCUCGAGGCUUCGGUAAAGAAAGCAAUGAUGCUACCAAACAUGAUGAUUUAAACAAGAAUGGCAGUUUAAAGGGCAAAAAGGGCGGAAACAAAAAAUCUGCCAGAAAUCUUGAGGAUAAAUCUAGUUCCCAAACCGACUUUUGGUGGACUCGUAUCCCAUACGUUAUGGCCGUCGGAAUGCAAAGUGGCGGUAAUGGUGAAGAAUCAUCAGGACUAUUUAUUAUAAGGAACGCUUCUGGUUUACAUCACACCGUUGCUUUUGAAGACCGUUCUGACGCAACAAACUUCUGUUAUCUUCUGGAAUCUUUCUUCGAAGAUUUAAACAAUUUCCGCACUAAUAUCAUACCAAUACCAACAAAUGAGCUUGAAGAGGAAGUUAAAUCACAGAAAAUGAAGGUAGUUGUAGUGAAGAAAGGUCAACUUAAGCUGUAUGUCGGUCAACCACUUGAAGACGUCGAAUCAGCCUUGCGCGCAUUGAUAGAACAACAAAGUGAAUAAACUAUGAACACGUUCAUUCAUGUUUGUGACCCUUUUUGUUCAAUUUUAUUUUAUUGUGUUCAAUAUUAAAUUGGAAUAGAUUAGUUUGGUGUGAACAUUUCAUUUUUAUUGAAAACAGAUUAAUAUAGUUUUUUUUUUUUU